Molecule: messenger RNA, 3641 nt
Organism: Petromyzon marinus (sea lamprey)
Lineage: Eukaryota; Metazoa; Chordata; Hyperoartia; Petromyzontiformes; Petromyzontidae
Product: relaxin-3 receptor 1-like
Biological process (GO): positive regulation of cytosolic calcium ion concentration; immune response; G protein-coupled receptor signaling pathway
Cellular component (GO): external side of plasma membrane; membrane
Molecular function (GO): C-C chemokine receptor activity; C-C chemokine binding
Source: RefSeq, a predicted model, not a curated record
GACGAAGCACACUGUGGUAAUCUAAUGAUUGAUCAUUACUCGGUUUUACUUUUAUGGCCAUCUUGACCGGGUUGACCUUGUAAAAUUGCCUAUGUAGGCCUCUAAUUACCCAUGUAGGUAAGUUCUUACCGGCCCAAAAAUAAACUCUGAUGAAAUGGCAGGUAAUUUUGGAGUAGUAUUUGGGAGAGAGUCUCCUUCAAUCCCUCCAAGUCUAUCCACCCCACGGCAGAGAGUAGGUCGCAGGUGUCGGGGUAAGGUCUGGAUACUUCAUUGUCUCCCAAGACAUCUGUCCAGCGUGGAUUUAAUGUAUGAGAAGGAGUUAUCUUAGAUCUCACUUAAGUAUAAGCCCGUUUACUGCAAUUUGUGUAAGCAUGCAAUUGCAGGGUUACACCUUUACCUUUUGAAAGUAAAAUUAGUCUGCCGGUCAAUUUAUUUUAAGAUGUACAUCUACAGCGUUUCUGUCAAUCCACUGCUUGAUAAGAAAUUCCACACACCUUGUGGGCCGUCGAAAAUAAAAUAAAAACAUACUUCACCCACGCUGGAUGAGCUUGAUGGCAACAGACAAGGGGGGGAAUAAAACAUCGAUAAAACUUGCCUUUAAUCAAGUAACUUGAAUCAGAAAAACUGCAGGAUUAAAGUUUCAUGGAAUAAAAAAAAAAUCACCAACUGCGUUUUACGUAAUUUUCAAAAGUGUGGUCGGAAGAAAAAAAAACCCACCCCCAAUUAUAAUCUGCACGAAGACGGCAGAAAUCGGCGUGACUGGCCGUUCUGAAUAAAUGAAGAGAACGCGCGAGUACUCUGGUGCAGCAGCGCAGCUCGUUUGGGAACUUCAGCUCGGACACACCGAGGGCGGCGGUGGCGUCAGAGGCGCGCGGACCGCCGCCUAUAAAGGCACGCGAAGCGCGAAGCGCAGCUCCACAGCAACCGAGGCGACGAGCGAGCGAUCGGCUCCCCGAGCCCCUUCCCCCUUUCUCUCUUCGCCUUCCGAGCGACACGAGGCAACGAGGGAUGGACGCGCGACGGAGUCGCCACGGGAGCUGAAUAAUUACACGAAGCCCGCCCGCCUGCCUUCCGGCGCUGUUGUUGGGAAAACUGCGCGUCCGAAUUUACAGACCCCGACGUCCUUUAGAAUAUUGCGAAGAAAUCGGAAUUGUUGCGAAUGUUUGAGUGGCGAGGCAUGCAUUUUUCAGUUGCGUUUACCAAUUACUGCAAAAGCAGAUCCCUCCGCUGCUCAAAUCCAUGGUAUUCGCGUGCCUAAUUGUUCUGGUUGCUAAGCCUCGGGGUGUUAUCGGUUUCUUUUUUUCCCUCAAGGAAGUGUUUGUGAAAAGCCCUUUGCUGCCCGUACCAGCGACGGGUUGAUCUGAAGGGUAACCACCGCAUCGAUCACCGACACGAGGCGGCCGCUGCCAGGGUUGUCUCUUGCCAGUCGCGUGGGGGGAUAUUUUCGUACCUGAUUGCAUGAAAGCUGCUCCGCGUGCUCCAAUUAAAGCACCGGCGCAGCGAGGUGGAGAGAAUGAGCGUGACCUCAGGGCCCGAGAUGAGCGCGGUCACCGAACCCCCGCUGCCAAGGUCCCUACUCAUCUCGCUGUGCCGGGAGCUUCCCUCGGCGACCCUCGACGGCGCCAACGGCAGCAACGCGUCGCUCGGAUACCGCCCGCCCGACAACUGCAGCGACGAGUUCGAGUCCGAGGUGCCCGUCGACGGGUCGCCGGCUCUGCGCAUCAUCAUCUCGCUGGUCUACUCCGUCGUGUGCGCCGUGGGGCUCGUGGGCAACCUGCUCGUCUUCUACGUGAUGCGCAACAAACAGGCGCGCAAGAAGUCCACAAUCAACUACUUCGUCGUCAACCUGGCCAUCACCGACUUUCAGUUUGUGCUCGUGCUGCCCUUCUGGGCCGUCGAGACGGCGCUCGACUUCAACUGGCCCUUCGGCGACGUGCUCUGCCGCCUCGUCUCCUCGCUCACCGUGCUCAACAUGUACGCCAGCGUCUCCUUCCUCACGGCCAUGAGCGUCGUGCGCUACUGGGCCAUCGCCUCGGCGGUGCACUCGCGGCCGCGCCCCACCGGCUGCUCCCCGCGCUGGAUCAGCCUCGUCGUGUGGCUGGCGGCCUCCGCGGCCAGCGUGCCCACCGCCGUGUUCUCCACGGCACCCACGGUGUCGGGCGUGCCGCUCUGCCUGCUGCGCUUCCCCGAGGGCCAGUUCUGGCUGGGCGUAUACCACGUGCAGAAGAUCCUGCUCGGCUUCCUGCUGCCCCUGGUCAUCAUCUCGGCGUGCUACCUGCAGCUGCUGCGGUUCCUGCGGCACAAAAACCCCGCGGGGGCCCAGCGGACCGGCCGGCGGUCGCGCGUCACGCGCUCCGUCACCGUCGUGGUGCUGUCCUUCUUCGUGUGCUGGCUGCCCAACCACGCCAUCACCCUCUGGGGCAUCUUCGUCAAGCUUGGCGCCGUGCCCUUCGGAGACGCCUUCUACACGGCGCACGUGUACGUGUUCCCCGUCACCGUGUGCCUGGCGCACGCCAACAGCUGCCUCAACCCGCUGCUCUACUGCCUGCUGCGGCGCGACUACCGCCAGGCGCUCCGCCAGGUCUUCUGGCGCCCCCCUUCCUCGCCGCCCACCGCCACCACGCACACCUGCCACCUGCGACCCUUCUCGGGCACCUGCCGGCCCGAGCCCGAAGUCGACGACCUGCAGGCCGUCAUCCAGCUUCAGCCCAUGGACGGGGACGAGAAGGGGCGGCGGCAGUCCAAGCAGCAGCAGCAGCGCAACGUUGGAGUGGCGUGCACGUCACGCCGCAACCUCCACCCGCAGCACCUCCACCCCAACCGUAAUCAUGUCCAGCAGCAGCAGCAGCUGCAUCUGGGGAGUAGGACUCAGUCGCAGCUCGCGCGCACUCACACGCGCCCGGGUGUGUACGUGGGUUGCCGGGACGUGGCCGUGUCGGCCUGCUCCACCACCACGUACCUGACCGGGACCUACCGGUCCUGCACGGAACGCGCCGAGCCACUGCCGGCCGUGGCAUCGGUCGGGAACACGAUUUACUGAGGGUGGCCUGGAGUGCACGGCACCGUUCGGUCCGACAAAAGUGGGCCCGGCCGGACGGCUGGCCGACCGUCACACGGAGCUGUGGAGGUCGAGGUUCAAUGUCCCUGCGGUGUACUGCGUGUAGCUGGCGUUCAGUGUAACGCUGGAUGACGAUGGACUUUGAAGAGGGGCCAUACGCAGAGCACCGCGCCUUCACCUUGGACCACGAAAUGUAAUUUAUUGUGUCUUACGGUCGAUUUCCAAGCGUUUACAGCACACGAUCGGGGUGAUAGAUUAUCGGAAAACGUGUGAUAACGUUUAAUGUGUAUGUCUACAUUAUAAUGUAGCUGUUUCGGCUAUCCCGGAGAUUGUACUGUAUAUACAGGUUUUGGCAUAACAAAAACAUAUUCGGCAUACCUGUGUAUCUUUUCCUGGAAUUUAGUGGUAACCCGCUACACUGCAGGUGAAAAUUCUCCACCUUUGAAGGAGCAGAGUGGCGUGUCCGUGCGUGCGUGCUUGUGGGGAGUGGUUGUGCAGCGGUUAACACGCUGCGCUACGAACCUGGCGACCUCAGUUCGAUUUCCACUCACGGCCAACACCGGUGGUAAUUAUCUGAACCAGU